Molecule: messenger RNA, 2295 nt
Organism: Xyrauchen texanus (razorback sucker)
Lineage: Eukaryota; Metazoa; Chordata; Actinopteri; Cypriniformes; Catostomidae
Gene: ankef1b
Product: ankyrin repeat and EF-hand domain containing 1b
Exons: 9
Coding region: 22-2295 (757 amino acids)
Molecular function (GO): calcium ion binding; protein binding
Source: RefSeq, a predicted model, not a curated record
UCUUCAGAAAUUGAGGUCAACAUGGUGGCGGAAGGAAACCUGGAGGUCUUACAGAUUUAUAAGCUGCUGCAGUAUGUUCGAGAGAAGAACAAACUACAGAUAAAAAAGAUGGUUAACAUGGGUGUUUUCAACCUGAUAGAUCUAACUGAACCAAAACAUGGACACAGUGCCUUAUAUCUGGCAUCUGUGGACAAUGAUGAAGACAUGGUGCAGUUCCUUCUGGCCCUGGGAGCUCAUCCUGACAUACAGGACAAGAAGGGCUGCACCCCAGUGAUGCUGGCUGCACAGUUAGGCUACUACAAUAUUGUGGCACUUUUGGCCAAAAAUCAUGCCGAUAUGAACCUGACAGAUGAAGAGGGACAAGGGGUGCUGUUCUACUGUAUCUCUCCCUCUAAAGGACAUGCUCGCUGUCUGCAGAUGGUGCUUAACAGCAAUGCAAAUGUCAACAAUGUUUCUAAAUCAACGAAGCCAGUGCUUGUGUUUGCCUGUGAAAAUGCAAAGGACUGUGGAGAUUUAUGCAUGAGGAUUUUGGAAAGAGGAGCUGAUCCAAAUGUAGUAGAUGAGGUCACAGGUCACUCAGCUCUCAUGAAGGCAGCUAAAGCUGGUGCUGUGGAGCUUGUCAGAGCUAUUUUACAAAGGAAAGGGAAUCCCAAUGCACUUGAUAAAGAAGGACAGCGGGCUGCCCAUUUUGCAGCAGAGGGUGGCUUUCUUGAGGUUUUACAGGUUCUGUCUGCAUACUCUGCUGACUUUUGUGUCUUAACUAAAAAGGGUAACACACCUCUGCACUUUGCUGCUGCUGGCGGAUUCAAUGAGUGUUGUAGAUUUCUGGCUCAAAGAGGAUGCAAUCCCAAACUGAAGAAUGAGGAUGGUCAACUUCCAAGCCAGGUAGCCAAAAGCAAUGGUCAGAAAGCUGCGCUGAAAGAGCUCAAGAAAGCAGAGAAAAUGUAUUUGAAGCUUUCUGCACCUGCUGCUGUAAAUCCUAACGAAUUCUGGGCCAUCGCCCUUCACGACUGGUCCUGUGAACAUGAGACAACCUUGCGCAAAGCCUUUCAAAAAGAAGAGGGACUGGAUAAGCCUGUGGAAACUGUUUCUCUGGAGACAUUUAUGUCUUUGCUGCAGGUGCAUGAAGCUCCAGUAAGUAAUGACAAUCUGCAAAAGAUCAUCAAGAAACAUGACAAGAACCGUGAAAGCACCAUCAAUGUCAAUGAGUUUUUCAAAGGUCUCCAGUACCUCCAGAAGGCCUUUGUCAUGUCAUCCUACGCCCCUAAGCAGAGUAGGAAGGAAAAGGGUGGCAAGGACAAAAAGAAAGUUAAAUCUCCUUUACCCUUUCCCAUAUGCACAAUGCCCCCUGAGCUUGUUCCCAGGAGAGAGGAUAGUAGACAACCUUACUAUAUGAUCGAGAAGUAUCAGAACUUUACUGACACCAAGCGUUUCAACCGAAACCAUCCACCAAUUCAUCCUGUUGAGGAUGACUCUGCUUGGUAUAUCAAUGAGCCUGAACAGGUCUAUACCAACAUCCAUUACUGUGUGAAGACUGGAGAUCUAGAAUCUCUUAGCCUGGCAUUCACCCAGCAUGUUCCUGUUGAUGUUAAAGACCGAUUCUUUAAGACACCUCUAAUGACUGCCUGCAGCUGUGGCAACUACCAAGUGGCUAAGUUCCUCAUUGCACUGGGGGCCAAUAUUAAUGCAGUAGACCAGUUUAACUGGACGCCCCUUCACCAUGCUUGCCAUGCAGGACAUGUAGACAUUAUCGACAAGCUGGUGCAAUCUGGAGCUCUGGUGGAUGCAGUGGCAAUGAAUGGAGCAACUCCACUGAUGAGAGCUAUUGAAAGCUGUCGAUUCAGCUGUGUAGAGUACCUCAUCAAAGUUGGAGCCAAUGUCAUGGCAGAGAACAGCAGAGAGGAAAAUUGCUUGGACAUUGCCAGAAAAUACGAUAAUGGUAAAAUAAUUGAUUUGGUCAAAGCCAAGUUUGACAGUCUUCCAAAACCUAAAGAUAAUGGGAAAGGAAAAGGAAAAGAAAAAAAAACAAAACCAGCUUCAGUACAAGAGAUGGGCAUUCAUUUACCAGCACUAUCAGUUUCAGCGGCUGUCAAAAUGGACUUGAAAGAGAACAUUAUAAUAAAUAACCCAAAGUUCCCCAUUAGAAGUGCCACCAACAAGCUUGACAUUAGCUUUGCCCCCAAAACCCUGUGGGGAAAACAGCUCACCAACCCUCCACAUCACACUCGGAAGAAAGGUAGAGCACAGGAAGCCUUUUGCCAAGCAGAUGACUCUCAAGGACCUGAUAUCCUUUAA